Messenger RNA from Labrus mixtus (cuckoo wrasse), 3038 nucleotides. RefSeq names its product bestrophin-2-like. Gene Ontology annotation, molecular function: chloride channel activity. Bases 226 to 2118 code for a protein of 630 amino acids. The transcript has 10 exons. The record is from RefSeq and is a predicted model, not a curated record. NCBI's taxonomy places the organism in Eukaryota, Metazoa, Chordata, Actinopteri, Labriformes, Labridae.
UUAACGGAGCUGACGCCAUGGGAUAUCAGAGUUAUGAGCUCUUUGUAGAAACACCACUUGUAAGCACAUACAGCAGCUCAGAGAGCAAUACACUGAUAAGUGAAAAUGUGAAUCCACUUCUCCAGUGGUGCCAAUUACGCACAGUAGUACGCUGAGCAAUUGGAAUACCAUCAAGAAAGACCACGGCAAAAGCUCUUUUAUUGACGACCCACCUGGCUGUUACCAAUGACUGUCACAUACACAGCCAGGGUUGCAAAUGCCCGUUUUUGUGGCUUCUCCAAGCUGCUUUUGGCCUGGAAAGGCAGCAUCUACAAGGUGCUGUAUAAAGAGUUCCUGGCUUUCUUCGCCAUGUACACCGCUAUUAGCAUCACGUACAGAUCUUUCCUGUAUGAUGACCAAAAGAGGUAUUUUGAAAAGUUGGCAAUUUAUUGCAACCACUAUGCCAGUCUCAUCCCCAUGUCGUUUGUAUUGGGUUUCUAUGUGACCCUGGUGGUGAACAGGUGGUGGAACCAAUACAGCAGCAUCCCGCUCCCUGACAGGCUCAUGUGUGUCCUGUCAGGGGGCCUGCAGGGUAGCGACGAGCGAGGCCGCCUGCUGAGACGAACCAUGAUGAGAUAUGCCAGUCUGUCGGCUCUGCUCAUCCUCCGUUCCGUCAGCACGGCCGUAUUCAAACGUUUCCCUACCAUGGACCACGUGGUGGAGGCUGGAUUCAUGUCGAGAGAGGAAAGAAAGAAGUUUGAGGGUCUUCAUUCUCCUUACAACAAAUACUGGAUCCCCUGCGUUUGGUUCACCAACCUGGCAGCUGUGGCCCGCUGCGAGGGCCGGAUCAAAGACGAUCACACGCUCAAACUACUCCUGGAGGAGCUAAAUGCAUUCAGAGGAAAGUGCAGCAUGUUAUUCCACUACGACAUGAUCAGUGUUCCCCUAGUCUACACUCAGGUGGUGACUUUAGCAGUCUAUAGUUUUUUCCUGGUGUGUCUAAUUGGUCGUCAGUUCCUGGACCCCAGUCAAGGCUAUCCAGGUCAUGACCUGGACCUUUACAUUCCCAUCUUCACUCUGCUACAGUUCUUCUUCUAUGCUGGGUGGCUAAAGGUAGCAGAGCAGCUGAUUAACCCCUUUGGAGAAGACGAUGAUGACUUUGAGACCAACUGGCUGAUAGACAGAAACUUCCAGGUGUCCAUGAUGGCGGUGGAUGAUAUGUAUGGAGAUCUGCCGAUGAUGGAGAGAGAUCGCUACUGGAACGACUCCAACCCCAGACCCCCCUACACUGCUGCCACUCUGUUUGUCCUCCGCAAACCCUCCUUCCAGGGGUCCACUUUUGACAUGGCAAUCCCUAAAGAGGAGAUGCACUUCCAGCCUCUGGAGGACAUAGCUGAGAACCUGGAGGAGUCAGGCAGUCGUCACCCCAACAUGGCCCUCUUCAAUCGUUUACUCGGCGCGGCCCCCUCUCCCACCGGUCUCAUGGGAGGUGCUCUGCGCCGCACCUCAGCACAACUCCAGAGGCUACGCCACUCUCCCAGCAUCGAUCAAUGCACCAGCGAUGAUGAUGAUGACAAUGAAAGUGUUAAAAUAGGUAAAGGUGGGUCUCUUCCCUCAGGGUUGGGACAGGACACUCAGAGUACUAUCUGCAGUUUCAGGGAUGAAAAGAACCCCACCACACCUCUGCUGGAGAUUCAGUUUGGGUUGGAGCAGGAGAGCCAAGAAGGGCACCCAGUCGUAAAUGAGAAGACGGAGGUGACAGGAGUGGAGGAGAGGAUUCAUGAAGAGUGGGAGAUGAUGGGGGAAAGAGAAAAUGAAGAUAAUUUAAGUGAGGGUACCCAAGCUAUGUCACUGCUACCUCCACCCCCCCAGUUCUCCAGACCAACACCCAUUCGACCAGUAUCUGCAAUCUCGUCCUUAACCUCCCGUCACCCCUCUGCCUUCCUGUUUCAUCCAUCUGUCCACUCAAGUUUGGAGCACUGCAGCUCCCAGCCAGCUAUCAACCAAAACAGGGCUGUGCCCACCAUUCCUAGACCCCCAUUUGGUGGAAGCAAAAUGUCUUUCCUCACUGUGCCAUCGUAUGAUGAACCUCAGCGUUUCCGCAGCGUGAGCAUGGGGUCAGAGCUCACUGGCUCUUAAGGCUGUGACAACAUAUCAGUAUUUGAUGACGUGGGGAGAAAAAAAAAGAGGAAAGUCCCUGUGAACUCUUGACUCAUUCAAACCGUGAAACUUGAUUCAAUGCACAUUUUCACGUAUGUAGCUAGUGUUUGAUAUGUAACUGUGCUUCCACUGUUACUCUGAAUUUUCAGCACUUUUGAAGCAGAAGGUAAUCAUUUUUUGAUACUAAAAAUAGACGUUCUCACAGCUGUGGUUAACGUUAUUUUCAGUGAGCAAUAUUUUAGCACUCAUUUUUCCAAUAUAACCCCCCUGAUGAUAACUGACGUAAACUUUGCUGAAUUAAUCUGAUCUGCGAGGAAAGUUUUACAUUUGAAGGCACUUGAAAUGAAUAUGCAGACAUUAUAAAAGAUAUGUAGUUUGUGCUUAGCCUCGCUUAGCACAGUGACUGGAGACAUAGGGAGAUUUACCUCCAACCUUAAAAGAAGAAAGUGACUCCAAGAGUUAAUUUUUUUAAAUCUUUGUGGCUACAAAUAAGAGUAAACGACAGAAUCACAUUUGAUUAGUUUAAAACUAUGAGCCUGACAACAUCACCAUUGAUGAGCUUCCUCAUAAAAUCCUCCAUAGUACGGUCACUUUGGAGGAUUUUAUGAGGAAGCUAGUUGAGUUAAUAUGCUAGUUUAUUUUUUAGUAAAUCUAGGUGCUCAUUCAACCACAAUGCUUUUUUAGUUGUGUUGAAAAAUAUAGAAAAUCAACAAUAUUGAGGUCAAAGCAAGGCUAGGCAUAUCCCCCUACUUUCAGUCUGUGUGCCAAGCUUGGCUAAAACUGUAUUUGUCAGAAAAUAAUUUCUGGUUUCCAGUUCUCCUCACAUUAUAUUUCAAGAUAAAGAUACACUGUGUGUUAUCAUCGAAGCAUGUAUUGGCACUUUAGCAAUAACCCAAUUA